AUGGAGGUGAUGGAAGAGGGGAACCUCAUGGACAGGACUCGAAUCCUCCUACAGCGAGAUUCGGAGCACUAUAAUGCACAUCAAAUGGUCCUGCAGGAAAACCUUUGCGCUGGAGUUGUUGGUGGCAUUCUCGACUUCCCGCACUACGCCUCUUUUGCCGCUGUCAAGCUGGUUCUCUGGUGGGAACAAGAGUAUUUUAUGACUUUCCGCAAGUCCUCCAGACUCUUCGAAUCUGUGGGGGGAAGAGCCGCAUCUAUGUCUGACGAGGGGAAUCUGAGGGGCUGCGGUGGAGUUGCAACUGCAUACCUACCCCAAACCUUGGCGAAAACCCUGGCUGAAUCUUCGGAGCAAUUACUGGAACAUCUCCACGGGCUAACUCAGGAGGCACUUGACCACGCUGACCUCACUGUGCUCACUGGGACGUUGGGCGCGGCAGCGCUCAUCAGGAACUGCAUCUGGAUGUACCAUCAACAUCUCUUUCAAUCAUCCGAGGGAAUUUCGUUGAGCAGUUCGUACAAGUCUUUUCAAGAGAUGGCCGAGGCUUUGGCAGAACGACUGUUGGAUCUUCACAUACGACUGAUCUCUCUCUAUGUUUUGCAAGAUGCAGAUUGCCUCGAUUGGAAGGCGCAACAAUCCUUUUUCGAGAAAGGACGGUCAUCUUUCACAGUCCAGAUGUGGUGGCUCUAUAUGCAAGGUACCCAAGAGAGUUUAUGGAAUACAGUUCCACCAAGAACUGCGCAAAGGGUCCUAGGAGGAAUGUUGAACGAAUCUCUAACCAUCCUCACAUUCCGAUACAGUCAGGCACAGACGAGCGUCGCUCGCAACGAGCUUUUAGUUGCAGACAUCAGCAAUUUGCUGCAGUGUAUUCAGCAACUUCUCCUAUGUAUCUGUACUACGGGCGAGGAGUUAUCAGGUAUGCAGUUAACGUCGAAUGUCAUUAGGGAUGUUCACGCGAAAGCCAAUCUAUUGUUUCAAAUCCUGAUGGUCAGAGGAGCUCCGUUGUCCAUUCUUUACAAGGUUUUCAAUCGAGGCAUACAACACGUAAAGUGUUUUUCGCAGGAAGCAUUCCCAGAUGUUCAACCGUGGUUUCGAUUCGUAGUGACGUCUCAAAACAAAGCCGCAUUCCACAUUGCAAAUCCCUCUCAUCUACACACGAAAAUGUCGAUUUUUUUGGAGCUCUCUGUGCUCUUGACACAGCCCCAGCCAUCUUGGCCACUUCUUUUAAAAGUUCUCACAAUGAGAAAUUGCUGGUUGGCCGCGACCAUAUCUGCAAAAUUACUGCAAUCUCCAGUCGAGAUCGGAGGUGUUGGAGAGGAUGAAUCAACGUCUUGCUCAGGUUUUCUAUGCAGUGGAGAUUGUCAUUUGCCAAAAACUUCGGUCGAGUUUGCUCUUGUGUAUAUUGUGAUGAAAGUUGGGAACUUGUUAAAUAUUCAAAAUUUCUUCCUCGGUAGCACCGGUGUCUUCCGAAGUCACAAUUCUGAUUGGAGCCAUAGUUUCCAUAACUCUCUGGUUUGGAAUCAGAAGAGAACGCCAUGGGUUGAGGCAAUUUUAAGUGAAAUCUAUCCCUCCGUGGAUAACGUUGUUCCCAUAAUCAAUCAAGCCAUACAGAACUCGAUGAGUGUGGAAGACACGAUAAAGCUAGCGAUGACGUCGUUGAGCGAGAUCCUGGACUGCUUGCCUGCCAACGUCUUCAUAAUGUGCGAGAUCAUCGCGAAUCAACUUCCGGCGCACGUCAUGCCGAUUGCAGACUGCGUUCUCGCGCACCUUCUCAUUGUCGCGCUCUACACCCAGAUGGUGCACAGUCUCCCCGAGAACGCCUAUGUUUGCGAGGCUCUCUGCCACCUGACCGAACACGAUGUUUUAGAUCUCAUCAAUGCGAUCAGCCAAUUUGACGUCGGUUCAUUCCACGAAGAUGAGCAAAUGCUCAUCGAGGACGUGCAGCACAUACACGAAGUUCAAGUCAGCAAACUUCUUCUAAACCCUACCGGUAGAAUCGCCGUGAAGGUGAUGUAUGAAUAUCUGAAGCAAGACUAUCGCUGGUUGAGAACGCAGUUAGGACAACCGCCAUUGCCUGAAAACUCCAACACUCUCCUCUACAAAAUGUUUCACAUAGAUUCUGAACAAUACGAUCAGUUCCUGGCUGGCAAGUGGAGCCCAGAUUGGGUGGCUCUGCUGAACUCUCCCCUGGGCAUAAGUAAAGGAAAAAUGUGGGAGUAUUUGAACUUGAGGGCAGAAUUUUGGAGUGAAGAAGAACUGAGCGAGCACGAUUCAGCCGUAGUUGCAAAACUGAGGGCUUUGUUUGCUGAUUCCAGAUGAAAAAGCCGAAGUUCACAACCAAAUUGAUCCAUCCAUGAAAUUAUUAAGCAAACUACAUUUUAAACAUGAGAAAUCCAUAA
Molecule: messenger RNA, 2396 nt
Organism: Bemisia tabaci
Lineage: Eukaryota; Metazoa; Arthropoda; Insecta; Hemiptera; Aleyrodidae
Source: RefSeq, a predicted model, not a curated record